Messenger RNA from Sorghum bicolor (sorghum), 2158 nucleotides. RefSeq names its product probable mannan synthase 6. Lineage: Eukaryota; Viridiplantae; Streptophyta; Magnoliopsida; Poales; Poaceae. Gene Ontology annotation, cellular component: Golgi apparatus. The transcript is spliced from 10 exons. Bases 275 to 1909 code for a protein of 544 amino acids. Gene Ontology annotation, molecular function: mannan synthase activity. The record is from RefSeq and is a predicted model, not a curated record.
AUCGCGCAGAUGCUGACAAACUGACAGAGGCUAACAACCACUGCAGUGUGCCGGCUGGAUGCGAGCGAGAGACCAGAGUCGUGUGUGCCCUAGUAGAUCUGACUCAGACGGCGCCUAUUUAGUCAAUCCGAUCUUGCAGUAACUCGAUCGGCAAGUCUCCCACUCUGUGGCCUCUCUCUCUAUCUCCAUGCCACAACCACCACCGUUGCCUUUGCCUCCUCAAACGAGCAGCGCCUGAACUCAAGUGCGACGACGCCGCUGGACGCCAGCAGCCAUGGAAGCAGGUGGCCACGCGUUGCGCGCCGUCGGUGACGUCGUCUUCUUGGGCGCGUACGGCCGCCGGUUGUCGUUGUCAGCGACGAUCGCCGCCUUCGUGGAGUCGCUGCUCCAGGGGUGGGCGGAGGUCAGGGCCGGGCUGCUGGUGCCGCUGCUCCGGGCCGCGGUGCUGCUGUGCACGGCCAUGUCGGUGAUCGUGCUGGCCGAGAAGGUGUUCCUGGGCGCGGUCAGCUCCGUGAUGAAGCUGCGGCGCCGGCGGCCGUCGCGGGUGUACAGGUGCGACCCCAUCGCGCGGCCCGACAAGGACGAGGAGGCAGCUGCUUAUCCCAUGGUGCUCGUCCAGAUCCCCAUGUACAACGAGAAGGAGGUGUACCAGCUAUCAAUAGGGGCAGCUUGCAGGCUCACAUGGCCGGUAGAUCGACUGAUAGUGCAGGUGCUGGACGACUCCACCGACGCCGUCAUCAAGGAGCUGGUGAAGGGCGAGUGCGAGCGGUGGGCCGCGGAGGGGAUCAACGUCAAGUACGAGACGCGCAAGGACAGGGCCGGGUACAAGGCCGGCAACCUCAAGGAAGGGAUGCGCCACGCCUACGUGCGCGGCUGCGAGUUCGUCGCCAUGUUCGACGCCGACUUCCAGCCGGCGCCGGACUUCCUCGUCAAGACCGUCCCGUUCCUCGUCCACAACCCAAGCCUCGCGCUCGUGCAGACGCGCUGGAAGUUCGUGAAUGCCAACGACUGCUUGCUGACGAGAAUGCAAGAGAUGUCCAUGGACUACCAUUUCAAGGUGGAGCAGGAAGCUGGAUCUUCACUCUGCAACUUCUUUGGCUACAACGGAACUGCUGGAGUAUGGAGAACGCAAGCGAUUGUCGAGUCCGGGGGUUGGGAGGACCGAACUACUGCUGAGGACAUGGACUUGGCACUCAGAGCAGGGCUCUUGGGCUGGGAAUUCGUUUACGUUGGGAGCAUAAAGGUCAAGAAUGAGCUGCCAAGUACUCUCAAGGCGUACCGGUCCCAGCAGCAUCGCUGGUCAUGUGGACCUGCGCUCCUGUUCAAGAAAAUGUUCUGGGAAAUUCUUGCUGCCAAGAAAGUGUCGGUUUGGAAGAAGUUGUAUAUCAUCUAUGACUUCUUCAUUGCCCGGAGGAUCAUAGGCACCUUCUUCACCUUCUUCUUUUUCAGCGUCCUGAUUCCUCUUUACAUUCUAUUACCAGAAGCGCAGAUUCCUGUGUGGGAGCUGAUCUACAUCCCUACAGCUAUCACUCUUCUCAACUCUGUUGGGACUCCAAGGUCUAUCCAUCUGAUUAUACUGUGGGUCUUAUUUGAGAAUGUAAUGGCGUUGCAUCGGUUUAAAGCCAUCUUGAUAGGGUUUUUCGAAGCUGACAGGGCCAAUGAAUGGAUUGUUACACAAAAGCUGGGGAACUUGCAGAAGCUGAAAUCGAUUGCCAGUCUUACAGGGAACUAUCGUUUCAAAGACAGGUUCCAUUUCUUGGAGGUAUUUAUCGGACUAUUCCUUUUGGCCUCGGCAUGCUUCGACUACUUCUACAGAGAUGACUAUUUUUACCUCUUUGUUCUUCCUCAAUCGAUCAUGUAUUUUGCAAUUGGAUUUCAGUUCAUUGGUCUCAGUGUCUCCCAAGACUGACCAAUUGCAAGACACAAUCGAAAUUUUUGGUUGCAAUAUCAUGAUUGCUCAGAUGAAGGUCUUGUAUUAAUGAUCUACAAAAGGGCAGGUAUUGUGUGCAAUGAAGUAGAGAUGUUUUAUACUUCAAGAUAGGAUAAGCACAUCGGAGGUUGAGACAAAUCUAUUAAUCUACUCGGUGCAGAAAAUUGCAUCUGAAACCUGUUGAUUUACCUGUUGAUAUAUCUGAAACACAACCAGUGUAUUUAGAUA